UGUUUGACUAGGAUCUGGUUGAUUAUUUAAUUCUUUUCUAAUGCAUAUUAUCUUUCCUUUUCUACCAAGGUACACAUUCUUUUGGAUUCUGGUUCUAUCAGUCAAAUUUUGUUUCAGCUACAGUUUUGAGAUAAAACCACUCAUAGAACCAACUAGACUAAUCAUGAAAAUUGGUGUGCAAAGUUAUGAUUGGCAUGAGCUUUUCCCUAAAGUCAAGAGCAAUGCUGGUGCUAUUGUGGCUGUGUGGGCUCCAAUAAUAGUUGUAUAUUUCAUGGAUACACAGAUUUGGUACUCCGUUUUCUGUACUAUCUUUGGUGGAGUUUAUGGCAUCUUGCAUCAUCUUGGUGAG
Messenger RNA from Carica papaya (papaya), 349 nucleotides. The record is from RefSeq and is a predicted model, not a curated record. NCBI's taxonomy places the organism in Eukaryota, Viridiplantae, Streptophyta, Magnoliopsida, Brassicales, Caricaceae.